AUGGCGGAUCCAGGCGAGCAGUCAGCUUCGUCAUCCGAGGCUACUGCCUGGUGCGGGACAGAGGAUAACAUGGAUGAUCCAGAGGAGGUGAGAGUAGUUUUCUGUGCCCUUGAUUCUUUCUCCCAAUACUCCAAAGUCGCACACUUCAACGUCACUCACCUCAGACGGCGCUCCUUUUACGCCCUCCCCCAGGCUCACUGGAAAAUGCUGGCGGCGCACCCCUUCAACUUUCUUGAAACCCUAGACAAGACAGACAACGCAAUAGACGCAAACGCCGAGCUGGCCCGCGCAAUUGUCGCCCACGGCCUACGGUCAUUCCACAACCUCGCCGCCGUCUCUCAGCAGGGCGAGCUCAUGAUCCCUCUGCAGUGGACGGGCGUAGCCAAACAUGGGGAUAUCGACAAGGCCCGGAGCACGAUCCGACAACUCUACAGGGACUGGACAGCAGAAGGCGCCGCCGAGCGCGACGUCUGCUACGCGCCCAUCCUGAGGACGCUGGAGCAAGAAAGAGCACGCACGGAGCCGGGUACGCCAGCAAAAGUGCUGGUUCCCGGCGCAGGCCUGGGCAGACUGGUAUUUGAGCUGUGCCUCAAGGGAUACGAGGCCGAGGGCAACGAGAUCUCAUACCACCAGCUUCUCGCGUCGUCCUACAUCCUGAACGAGUGCCGGGCGGCUGGGAAAUACACCAUUUACCCCUGGAUUCACACAUUUUCCAACCAUCUCACCCGGGCGAACCAUCUCCGGGGCUACAAAGUGCCCGAUAUCCAUCCCGCCACGGCGCUGGCCGGCUCAGCAAACCCGGGAAGCAUGUCCAUGUGCGCGGCUGACUUCCUCUGCCUGUACGCCGACGAGGAGCACAGGGCAUCGUACGAUGCUGUCGCGAGCCUGUUCUUCCUCGACACCGCGCCCAAUCUGAUACGUUACCUGGAAGUCAUCCGCCAUUGUCUCCGACCAGGUGGCGUUCUCAUCAACGUCGGCCCGCUGCUGUGGCAUUUUGAGAACCAAGCCCCCGGGAACCACGGGCACGAUGACGACGGCGACGGCGAGCACGAUUACAACAAUUCGUCGGGCAUUGCCGACCCAGGAAGCUUCGAGCUGUCCAACGACGAGGUCAUGGGAUUGUUGGAAAAGCUGGGGUUCACAGUGGAGUGGGCGCAGACGGGAAUAGAGACGCCGUACAUCCAGGACAACCAGAGCAUGCUGCACACUGUAUAUAAAGCCGCGGCGUGGGUGGCAAGAAAGCCGGGACAGGAGUGA
This is a messenger RNA of Metarhizium album ARSEF 1941, 1257 nucleotides long. RefSeq names its product N2227-like protein. Bases 1 to 1257 code for a protein of 418 amino acids. NCBI's taxonomy places the organism in Eukaryota, Fungi, Ascomycota, Sordariomycetes, Hypocreales, Clavicipitaceae. The record is from RefSeq and is a predicted model, not a curated record. The transcript is spliced from 2 exons. Gene Ontology annotation, molecular function: S-adenosylmethionine-dependent methyltransferase activity.